Patella vulgata (common limpet) is the source of this 2986-nucleotide messenger RNA. Its product is annotated as mucin-2-like. The record is from RefSeq and is a predicted model, not a curated record. The transcript is spliced from 13 exons. Bases 102 to 2921 code for a protein of 939 amino acids. Gene Ontology annotation, cellular component: membrane. Gene Ontology annotation, biological process: homophilic cell-cell adhesion. Lineage: Eukaryota; Metazoa; Mollusca; Gastropoda; Patellidae. Gene Ontology annotation, molecular function: calcium ion binding.
AAGUAUCAACAUUUCAAAAUGGCGACAUGUAUGAAGUAAACAGAUUAAUAACGAAGAUGUAAUUUUCUGUAAACGAAGUGGACUAACUUUAUUUUUUAAACAUGAAGAUUGCAUUUCUCUGGUUAAUGUUGUUCUGGUUGAAUUUGUCUGGAGUUAAUCCUCAAUGUCAUAUUGAACCUAAGAUACAGGAUGGGUUUUCUGUGGAUAAUCUACAUGAGGGUGAGAAUCAGCUAAAACAGUUGACGUGUAUAACUUGUACAUGUAAUGGAGAUCCUAUAGCACAUUAUGUUGUCGAAUUGGUCAGCAUCAACUUCCCCACCUACUGUAGACAAUGUUUCUCCAUGUAUAACCUUACUAAUGUUAUUAAAGGAUCUCCACCAAAUUACUGUCUUUAUUACGUUCCUGGUGUUAUACCUGUAUCUUAUAGAAGAGGAUCAGUGUUCGAUAUGACAAUUCGAUGCACCGUGGAAAAUACAGCUACAACACCCAUACCCACAACGACCCCUGAGCCAAAUCCGACAGUACCGGUAUCAUCUCUACCUGAAUGUAAAGAAUCAACGACGGCGCCUGAAAUGUUAACACAAACAACAGUUACGACCAGAGGUACUACCGCGUCAACAGUUACAGAUACUACAGCGUCAACAGUUUCCGGUCCUACGGAGUCAACAGUUACAGGUACUACUGCGUCAACAGAUACAGAUACAGGUAAUACAGCGUCAACAGAUGCAAGUAAUACAGGGUCAACAGAUACAGAUAAUACAGCGUCAACAUAUGCAAGUUCUACAGCGUCAACAGAUACAGAUAAUACGCCGUCGACAGAUGCAAGUUCUACAGCGUCAACAGAUGAAAGUACUACAGCGUCAACAGAUACAGAUAAUACACUGUCAACAGAUGCAAGUUCUACAGCGUCAACAGAUACAAGUAAUACACCGUCAACAUAUGAAAGUACUACAGCAUCAACAAAUACAGAUAAUACAGCGUCAACAGAUACAAGUUCUACAACGUCAACAUAUACAGGUAAUACAGCGUCAACAGAUGCAAGUACUACAGCAUCAACCGUUUCUGUACCCUGUAAGAACCGAAGCUCGGCAACUCAAAUCCCUACAACUUCGGUUAAAACAGUACCGGACAUAGUCACCACACCGACACCAGGUACCAUACCACCAUUCCUUACAGCUGAGGGUAGGAUCCAGGUUCGGGUUAUUCCGAACAGACCUCCAGUAUUUAAUCCACUUGCAGCAAGUAUAACAAAGAAUGCCAUUGGAGUGAAUGAUGGCGGUAUAGUUUAUACAGUUCCUGUAACUGAUCCAGAAGGUGAUCCAAUCUAUUUCACCAUGAGUGUUGAUCCACAGACCACAAACUUCUAUAUUGAUGGUAGUGGUAAUAUCAGAGCAGUGAAAACCUUAAGCUCGGAAUGUUCAGCCGCCGUUUAUACGUUUAAUGUCACUGCUACUGAUGAUCUCCACGAUCCUGUUGGUCCACAUGUAGCUACAGUUCGUCUGUCUGGAACUAGCACAGCUCCUACUGCUCGAGGACUGAACCGAGAAUUCUUCUAUGAGGAAACUGUUCGAGUUCCAACAUUCAUAGCUAAAUGGUCAGUCAGCAGUGAUACUAAGAGAACAGUUUUUAGAUUCAAUCCAUCAAGUGCCAGAACAAGAUUUAAUAUCGUCUCGACAACUAUUAGAACUUCCCAAGAAAUGGAUUUCGAGACAUUCCCAAGAAUCAACAUCACGUUUACCUUCAGUAAUGAUCAUUGUCAAUCUAAAUAUUAUUUACUGAUUAGAAUCGGUAACGUGAAUGAUGUACCCAAACUUGGUCCGGCUGAACAAAGUAUUAAAGUGAGCGAAGGGCAGGUUUCCGCCCAACCCAGUUACACCAUCACUGAUGGCGAUUAUAACGACCGCCAUACUUUUAGUUUCUAUAGAGAUAGAAGCAGUGGAUAUAAUAUAAACCCAUUCACGGGAAAUAUAUCUCAUCCUACUGGGGUAGUUAUUGAUAAGAUAGGUGUUACAACUGUCUCUUUUCAAGUUGUAGUUACUGAUGAACUUGGACCAACAGAAUCAAAUAAGGUUUUGGUUAAGCUUCUCAUACAAGAUAUCAACAACCAUGCUCCAGAAUUUAUGGUAAAAUCCUUCACGAAAUCAGCUACUGCUUGUGAUUUACCUCAAGAGCUUGGUAUCAAGCUUGAAAUCUCAGACCAAGACUCCUCGCAGUUCGGCAAUUCAGAUCAUUCUAUAAUCCCAGUUACAAGCGGACCCUUGACGGUCACACCUGAUGGCACUGUAUAUAUGACCAAGGCUGUGGUACCUGGAGAAACUUAUAUGGUUCAGGCUUAUGCUAAAGACCACGGUACCAACCCUGGACCGCUGACCAGCAUCGUUCCAGUUACCAUAACAUUGAUUGGAGAACCCUGUCCAACACAGUUUCCAACAGCAACACCAAAACCAACAACGCCUGCCGCAAACUCUGGAUCAGCAAUGGGAGAUACGGGUGCGUCCGGUGGAAGUAUCUCCAUAAAUCAAAACAUCAAUUCUAACACCAACAACAAUGCCGGGGAUACCAACAGUGAUGCAUCAGCAUCAGCUUCUGCCACAACAGAUGAAACUACUGACGCAACAGCAGCUAUAGUGCUUGGAACUUUACUAGGAUUGCUUCUUCUAGCAGGCUUACUUUACUUACUCUAUAGGUUCUGCUUGCCCAGAUUUUUCCCCGAUGCGCACUACAGCAUUUCCAAUGCCUUUAGUAACUGUAGUGAACGCUGUUGCCCCAGAAAUUACAAUGCUACAGAACCAAUCAGGGGUGGUCAGGGGAAGAAUACUGAUUUCUGGAAGGAAGGAACAAAUAACAAUAGAAAUUAUAAAAACACCAAUAAUCGCUAUACUCGACCACUACCUUACCAAUAUGAUAGUAAAAUAAACUAAUGGCAUUAAUGUCACAUAAAGGUUUGAUCUGCUUUGAUUUAUAAAGUUCAAAAACUUCUAAAAUU